CGUCUCCCAACACUUCAAACUUCCAUGACGCUCUUCGCAAGACCCGAGCCAACGCUAGUUGCCUUCGGGUCCAUUGGUGACUCGAAACCCCAUUUCUAGGUUUCAGAUCAAAGUCGAGGUCGUCAGUUCAGCCAAGGAUCAUCAAUUCCACCACUCGGAGAGUCGGAGCCCACACCGACAACCUGGACCUACCCCUCCUCGAGUCCAAUCUCACCGCCCUAUGAUCAGCACGACCCCAAUUCCACCUUUCUCGCCAUGGCUGAUGUCCGCGCUCUCCUCCGGCAGCAGCGCGCCGCCCGCAGGAUAGAACAUCCCCACGCUGCCUACUCGGACAGCGGCAAGCUCCUGUGCACCCUGUGUCAUGAGCACGUCAAGACCGAGGCCCUCUGGGAUGGUCACCUCAAAAGUGCUUGCCACAGGCAACGGCUGCAGAACCUACACAAAACACCGUCAGACGGUGGUGGAUCGAAUGGGUAUGCUGGCUUCGUAGGCGAGGGCUCGGAACGGAACGGAGACGGCCUAGCUCCAUCAACCAAGCGGAAGCUGGCCGAUUCAGACGAGGAGAUGGGCGACCACGCUGGGGAAGGCACCGCACGGAAGAAGCGUAGUAGAGCGGAAUUAAAGGCGGUAGAUACAAGCCGGGAGGAUGUGGCAGCAGCAGCAGCAGCAGCGAAGAAGGACGACGUCAGCAGGUUGGCCAAGCCAGUGACGCCCCCGCCCGCUCGCCGAACGUCGGGCACUCCCACCAUCGGCGUGGAGAUUCAAAUCCCUUCACGGCCAGCUACACCUGGCCCGAGUUCAACGCCAAUGGCCACAACCCCGAUAGCGGCGCCCCUUGGUCGGUCCCCGCUUAUACCCGACGAGCCAAACGCGCCGCGGCAGCACCAGAAAGCGCAACCCUUGCCAGCAGAAACCGAUGCGCAGCCACAAGAAGCUGACAAGGCCCCGGCAACAGCACCACCGGUAAACGAAGACGAAUGGGCCGCCUUCGAAGCGGAAUUGGUGCACGGGACUGCUACCCCGACCAACAAACCCGCCAAGCCGGCUAUAGCGGCGCUAGACAGCGACGCAGUCAUCUCGGCGCCGGUAAUGACCGCUGCUGAGAUAGCGGCCAAGUCAAAGGAGGAAGAGGCGGCGAAGCGGCGGGCGCUGGUGGAUAUCCAGCUCGAGGACGAGAAGGAAGAAGCCACGCGGGCGUUGGAGACCGAGUUCGAAGUCAUGGAGGAGCUUGAAGCCCGAGCCCGGAAAUUGAGAGAGCGCCGGGAGGCCUUGAGGUUACAAGGUGGUGGCGGCGGCACUGGAACUGCUGUGACAGCAGCUGGCGAUGUUGAGAAGAAUGCGCCCGUUGGGAAAGAGAACGCCGCCAACCUGGAUGAGGAGGAAGAGGAGGAGGAGGAGGAGGAGGAAGACGACUGGGAUGGUUUCAGGUUCCGGGCGUAGGGGCGACGUCUGCUCUGUCCGGGGAAAGAUAUACCUUGUACAUUAUACCUGUAUAAUCCGGUACGUACGGAGAUGUAAUAAUACAACGGC
Molecule: messenger RNA, 1530 nt
Organism: Canariomyces notabilis
Lineage: Eukaryota; Fungi; Ascomycota; Sordariomycetes; Sordariales; Chaetomiaceae
Exons: 1
Coding region: 256-1440 (394 amino acids)
Biological process (GO): mitotic DNA damage checkpoint signaling; nuclear DNA replication; mitotic DNA replication checkpoint signaling
Cellular component (GO): nucleus; spliceosomal complex
Molecular function (GO): zinc ion binding; nucleic acid binding
Source: RefSeq, a predicted model, not a curated record